AUGCAAUCAUUGAUGACGAGUAGGCCUCAGAGAGGUGGAUAUCGAGAAGGCUCCAUGAUGUAUAGUAAUGCAUAUAGACCUAGUGAGUGCAACAGGUUUCGUAGUACAUCCUCAACAGAUAAGUUACAAGGUGGAAGACAAACACGGUUGUGUUUCACACGUUUGCAAGAGGUGCAUACCGAAGUGAACUGUGAACCGGUGAGCAAGUUCAGUGAUAUGCUAAAUGUGAAAUCCAGGCCAGACUCCGAAUUGUGUGACGAUAACGGUUUGGUCAACAAGUCUGUAGCUGCAACUGGUAAGGCGUUGUUGAAUACAGUGUCACAGCAUAGAGUUACUGCUUCAGAGUGCAGUUCUGACCCUACAAGUUUACAAGGUAUUACUAGUCAGAGUGAAGAAAUAAAGCCUUUAAUCAUUUGUGAGGAGGAACCAAAAUUGUCUACUUCUGUUAUUAAAGAGUUUGAAAAUGAUGAACUUGACGGUAAAUUGAAUAUUUGUGAUAAUGAUCACGAUACAUCACUGUUGUUUUGGUUAAUCAUGAUGAGUGUAAUUGAUCAGCGUGUAGCUCACCUGUCAUCAGAUGAUAGUGCUAAACCCGAACUAGCAGUGAAAGACAGCAGUGGUGGUAAUCUUGCAGUUAGACAAUUAUCUGAAAGUCGAACAACAACAGCUUCUGAUCCACUGCUGAGUUCAUCACCUUGCGUCACUCAGUCAUCGUUUGUGUUUUUAUCCACAAUGAAAUGGACGUCAAUGAACUCACGUGCCUUAUGCAACGACUAUGAUAGUAUUGGUGCGUUUGAAAAGACGAAAGAUAUUGCUCAACUUAGUGAGAAUAAGACAAGUGUAAACGAGAGAGUUUGGCGCUGUGCACGACAUUCGACCUUGAGGUGCUUAGACCCCGAUAAAAGAGAUUGGUGGACUGAAACUCGCAAUAUUUUGUCAAUGGCUUGUGCUUCACAGUGUAGCAGACCAAAGCUAAAUGUUCCCUUAUUUCUUCGCGCUGCGUCUGAUUUACUGACUAUUAUUCUGCUUCACGCAGUGUAUUUUCUGAUUAAGUUUUUCGGUAGUCGUAAAUGGAGUUUCUUUUGCGAUGACUGGAGCAUUAAAUAUCCGUAUAAAGGCAAUACUGUAUCCUCUCUUGCAGUAUGCCUAUAUGGUUAUCUAACGCCGAUUGUCAUAAUUGUCACAGUGGAAAUAGGUACAGCAAUAUUUAGAAAGAAAACUGAAAGGAGUUAUUCAAUCAGAAGUUCGCUGCCAUUUAUUUACGACUUUUGUAUUGCUUCUCUUAUGUCACAUGGAGUUUGUGUCUUUUUGACAACACUUACAAAGUAUAAUCUGGGACUACAAACGGUGUAUACAUGUCAGGGCACCAGAGAAGAUUUAAUUCAUGAUGUUUUCUUAUCAUUUUUAUCUGGUCAUGCAUCAACAGCCGCUGCAGGUGUAUUUUUCUCUGUGAUAUAUCUCCAAGCUCGCCUGCAGUUACCUCCAUUGCCUUUGUUUCGACCAUUCAUUCAGUAUGCACUAAUCGCUAGUUUGAUCUAUGUGUGCGCUACUCGUGUAACUGAUCACUAUCAUCAUGCGACGGAUGUUUUAGCUGGAUUGAUACUGGGCUUUCUAACUUCAGUAUUUGCUAAGGUCUGCAUUUAACAACCAUGCAUGAAUCACAUGUGCAAUAGCUGAUCUCUUUACACUAUUGACUGACUGGUCACUUGUAUGAUAGCGAACAGUGUGGUCGAAGUUGUCGAUUACCAACAGAUCGAAGAAUGACUCCACUGCAGUCAAGUAUGCUGGCUAGUGAGUACACUGCAAAUACCACAACAGGCAACAAGGCGAGCUAUAGUGAAUUCCUAAAAAAGGCAUUUUCCCGCGUUCAUCAAGUCGAAAGAGGGACUAAUCAAUAACACCAAUUGACAGAUUCAUUCAGACUUCAGAAAAUCUUGUCAAAACUGUGAACUACUCACACAAGUAGUUGGAGAAAGAUAAAAAAAAACAGCACAUUUAAGUUGUAAUUCCCCUUGUAAUAAUAGUGAAUUUAUCUUUUCAACGGAGUAAAGCGCUGCGUUUUGACAGAUUGAAUAACAUUCCAUAUUUGGAUGAAAUUAAUUUUUCAAUUUUUGUAUGGUGUGUUGAAUCCCUUUGAGACAAGCCUCCUCUUUCCCUCAGUAGUAAGUGUAGCUACAGGCUCUCAUGUAAUCCCGUCGAUUGAAACAAUCUCAGUCGGAGUAUAUUUUAGUCAGCCUCUGUUCAAUUUUUUAAGACAAAAGAUUUCAGCAAAGAGCAAUUUAAAUAAAUUAUAGCAGAGUACUAUUAUCAGUAUAUAAACGGGAGAAUAAGCUGACAGGCCUUAGUAUAUACCAGCUGAGAAAAGAGCAGCAUUGACAGGCUGUUAAAAGACUGUGGCUACAUAGAUACAUAGUCAUUACCAAA
Messenger RNA from Trichobilharzia regenti, 2424 nucleotides. NCBI's taxonomy places the organism in Eukaryota, Metazoa, Platyhelminthes, Trematoda, Strigeidida, Schistosomatidae. The record is from the annotation of a GenBank genome assembly.